AUUAAGUUUACGGAAAAAAUCGCAACUUCCGGAACGGAUUGUGUUUUGUUUUUCGAUGAAUAAUUCACCUUCCUGGUGUGAAGACUUCCUUGUCAGGAGGAAAUUGAAGUGGACCGUUUAAAGCAGAAUACAGGGACGGUGAGUGGGUCAUCAGGCAGUCUCCCUAUGUCAGGCCGAAACGGGUCUGCAAGUGAUGCAGACUGCCCGAUCUCAGAGGACUGUCAAGUCCCGGAUGUGGAGCUAAUGGAGCUGGGGCCGCUGCUGGAGGAGGGAGGGGUUCGACAGUCCACCUCCAAAGGCAUCCAUGCAGAGGGAGCAGCGAUGCUAGCGGAUGAGGAGGAGGAGGAUGAUGAUGAGGUGGGAGAGGUCCUGACCUUGCCACUUCAGGCGCACCACGCCAUGGAAAAGAUGGAAGAGUUUGUACACAAAGUUUGGGAGGGGCGCUGGAGAGUCAUUCCCUUCCAUGUCCUGCCAGAGUGGCUCAAGGACAACGAUUACCUCCUACACGGGCAUCGGCCUCCCAUGCCUUCGUUCCGGGCCUGCUUCGGAAGCAUCUUCAGAAUUCACACCGAAACUGGCAACAUUUGGACUCAUCUGUUAGGGCUGAUUUUAUUCCUGUGUCUGGGCACGUUAACCAUGUUGCGGCCCAACAUGUAUUUUAUGGCCCCGCUGCAAGAAAAAGUGGUGUUUGGGAUGUUCUUCCUGGGCGCUGUGCUGUGCCUCAGUUUCUCCUGGCUAUUUCAUACCGUCUACUGCCACUCUGAGAAAGUGUCCCGCACCUUCUCCAAGCUUGACUACUCAGGCAUUGCCCUCCUCAUCAUGGGCUCCUUCGUGCCCUGGCUGUACUACUCCUUCUACUGUUCUCCUCAGCCUCGACUUAUCUACCUCACCAUUGUUUGUGUACUCGGCAUUGCCGCCAUCAUUGUGGCCCAAUGGGACCGGUUUUCCACACCUCGACACAGGCCCACAAGAGCAGGUGUGUUUAUGGGUCUGGGACUCAGCGGCAUUGUUCCUACCAUGCACUUCACUAUUGAAGAGGGCUUUGUUAAGGCCACCACAGUGGGCCAGAUGGGUUGGUUCUACCUGAUGGGGGCCAUGUAUAUCACUGGUGCUGGUCUGUAUGCAGCCAGGAUCCCUGAACGCUAUUUCCCUGGGAAGUGUGACAUAUGGUUCCACUCCCAUCAAAUUUUUCACGUUCUGGUCGUGGCAGCAGCAUUCAUCCAUUUCUACGGUGUUUCUAAUCUCCAGGAGUUCCGUUACGGCCUGGAGGGAGGAUGCACAGAUGACUCUCUGCUCUGAGAGGCCUGACUUGUGACUUGUUUUUUUCUUUAUAGCCCCUGCAAGCACCACACACACACACACACACACACACACACACACACACACACAGUAAAAAUGCUGCUGGAAUUCCAUAUUGUUACUUAUUGAUCUUUAUCUAUGUCUAAUUUGCUCACAGGGUGUGAGGGCUUUGGUGUUAUUAUUUUCCUCCAUUCCUCCGGCUUAUUUUUGCUCCAACAAAGUAGCAUUAACUAGCCAAUGAGCAUUAACAGGAGUCUUCAACAGUCACUACGACUUGGUCAAUAAUAAAACUUGAAAGUUGCAUCCCAAGGAAAAUCAGUUGAAUUACAAAAAAAACACAUUGGCCUCAUAGUCUGUCAGUAUGUGACGUAGGGUAACACGAGUAUUGUUAUAAGUGCUGUAGCAGUGGGAACCAAUCAUUUUGUCUUGGCUUGAGGAUGAAUGUACUUUUCGUUGUUUUGGUGCGGGACAACACUCCAGGUCAAUUUAAAAUGUAAAGGGGCCACACACAUGUAUAUGAAUACGAUACAUAGGUGCUGUGUACCGAUAUACCGGAUGUGUUUUUACUCUACGAGCAAUUAUUGUGCAGCUGUUGGAACAAAAUAUGGCGUAGUACCACAAACCAAUCUAUUAUUACCCCACUGCAGCAGGAGUGGAAGAUUCGGAAAGCCCAGCUAAUGCACUUAAAUUUUACGAAAACAGUCACGAAAUGUAUAUGAUUUGAAUUUACAUACGUGAUUGAAUAGCACAUCUAAUGCUCAUUCAGUAAUGGAAAAAAAUGAAUGAGUGACUUCAGACCCAGAAUUUUUUUAUGCUGCCAUUUCUUUGAACUGUUGUUAUAGCAUGAAAACAUGCGUUUACUUUCAUUUGAUACAUUCCUCUAUCAGAGAAGAAGAAGAAGAAAAGACCGGAUUAAAGCAUGUAAAUUAACUUCCCCGGCAUUAUUUUUUCAGUCAGACAACACGUCUUUUCUAAUGUCUAGAUUUAGCUCCUAUGGGCCACGCACAAUGUACAGUUCUGGAUGGGUCAUAUUGUGUUUUUGUCAGUUGCGAGCUUCCUUUUUGUGUUAGAUUUCAGAUGCAAUCUGGGGUGUAAAUAGCGAAUUGCACCUCCUGUGUGUUCUUAAAAUUGGAGACUUUUAAUUGACGUAUGGGGUUUAAAAUGUGUUAACGUGUGAUUGAUAUAAAUCUUUAGUAUUCCUGUGCCUUAGGCCAAUGGGAACGUUUUAAGUAAAAUGGCCUAUCUUAACAGUCAAGGAAUCCACAAUGAUUUCCAAAUGUAGGCUCGUCUUGUUUUCCUUGCCAUAUACAAUCAAAUCAUCAUUGAAACUACAACCCCAUGGAUAGGUUGUAUCAACUGCUGUUUAAGACUACUUUUUCUAGAUCAACUUAUUCAAGCUUUAUUACAAAGACUAAAACUAUGUGUAUCCUUGACUUUGUGUUAUGUCCUGUGUAGAAGGUGAAAAAUCAUACAUUUCAUUGAAAUGUAGGCGUAACUAUUUAUUAAUCGUUAUCUUGGAAAAAUACU
Molecule: messenger RNA, 2826 nt
Organism: Dunckerocampus dactyliophorus (ringed pipefish)
Lineage: Eukaryota; Metazoa; Chordata; Actinopteri; Syngnathiformes; Syngnathidae
Gene: adipor1a
Product: adiponectin receptor 1a
Exons: 8
Coding region: 166-1299 (377 amino acids)
Biological process (GO): adiponectin-activated signaling pathway
Cellular component (GO): plasma membrane
Molecular function (GO): signaling receptor activity
Source: RefSeq, a predicted model, not a curated record